CUCUUCAUUGUAUACUUCUCACUCUGAAUCUGAACAGUCGGUGUUUUUUUAAACCAGUCGGCCGUCUCUGUCAUAAUUCAAAAAAGUAAAUAAACAACGAGGUGUCAAAGACAUUUUUGUUUAUAUAUCAUCGAAGUGAUCAACAUAAUUUUAUGAAAAAAUUGUGAUUAUGCCCGGUUCUAAUAGUGGAAAUUAUUACAGGGUUGCUUCCAAUCAACCAGCUUGGGCUAACAUUUUUAUCCAAUGGAAUCGACAAAAAUGGAAUGGCAACCACCAAAGGCUGCAAACUACAGACAGCCCGUGCAUCUCAGCGUGUACAACAGCCACCAAUCUUUCUUCUCUUGGGGACUUCCAGUCGAAUUCAACCAUCAAUUUUCAAAGAAAAAUGGGUACUUUGGAAGAAAAUUUAAGGAUGACAAUACCUGAAAUUGAGCCUUUGCAGAAGAAAGGCGACGAAGAGGCCGGAGCUCAAGAAGAAACGAAACCAUUCUCGAUAUGGCAAAUUAAAAGACAAUUGCUAACAGCCGUCGCGGUAUCAUGGGUGUCCAUGAUCAUAGGAUACUCGUCUGCUUAUACCUCUCCUGCUCAAUUAUCUCUAGAAGCGCAUUUCAAUCUCGAAGAAGACAAGAUGUCUUGGAUCUCGAGUUUAAUGCCGCUGGGCGCCCUUGUCGGAGGGCUAUGUGGAGGCACCUUCAUUGAAUACUUAGGCAGGAAAUGGACGAUCCUGUUGACCAACAUCCUUUUCCUAACAGCAUGGACUGUCAGCUACUUCGCUCAGAAUUACGUGUACUUAUAUGUCAGCAGGGCUAUUACAGGAGCCAGUGUUGGUAUUGCUUCUCUAACCCUACCCGUGUACUUAGCCGAAACAAUCCAGCCUGAAGUCAGAGGCACUUUAGGAUUGUUGCCAACCGCUUUUGGUAACAUUGGCAUCUUGGUAUGUUUCUUGUUUGGAACGGUCUACCAAUGGCAGGAACUAGCUCUUAUUGGAGCCAUCCUGUCGUUACCUUUCCUGGUCCUUAUAUGGUUCAUUCCUGAAUCACCCAGAUUCUUGGUUGCUAAAGGGAAAGAAGAAAAAUCCAGAGAAGCUCUUCAAUGGCUGAGGGGAUCCGAAACUGACAUCGAUAAGGAAUUCCAUGAACUCCUGAAGAUUCAGAAGGAAUCGGAUAAACAGAACGAGAGCGUUUUUGUUCUCUUUUCAAGAAACAACUUAAAACUCCUUGCUAUUGUGUUAGGGCUAAUGUUUUUCCAGCAGUUGAGUGGCAUCAAUGCCGUUAUAUUUUAUACCACUAAAAUUUUCAAGGAUGCUGGUAGCUCUUUAAAAGAGAGUAUAUGUACAACUAUCGUUGGAGUAGUUAAUUUUGUUUCCACAUUUAUAGCUGCAAUUUUAAUAGACAGAUUAGGCAGAAAAGUACUUUUGUAUAUCUCUAGCGUUUCCAUGAUUAUAUCGUUGAGUGUGCUAGGCGCGUACUUCUUCCUUCAAAAUGAACACAUUGUAGAUGUAAAACCAUUUGGAUGGUUACCGCUAAUUGCUCUUGUGAUAUAUGUAUUAGGGUUCUCCCUCGGUUUUGGCCCUGUCCCAUGGUUGAUGAUGGGAGAAAUCCUACCGUCAAAAAUUAGGGGGCCUGCUGCUUCAGUGUCCACUGCAUUCAACUGGACAUGCACUUUCGGUGUUACAAAAGCAUUCUUGCCUAUUAUUAAAAUUAUUGGUAGCCAUUAUACUUUCUGGAUAUUUGAUGCCAUUAUGGUGGUAGGAUUAGCAUUCACAGUCCUCUUCGUCCCCGAAACCAGAGGCCAAAGCUUAGCAGACAUUGAAAGGAAAUUAGCAGGUGUAAAAGUUAGGAGAACAAGUUCUGUAGCUAAUUUAAAACCGAUGCCAUCUACUUUUUAGAUAAAAUGACUGAUUUUUUUAAGAAUCUCGUUAGUUAUUUAUUAUUAAUGUUAUAGUUAGGUUUUACUAGCAAUAAGUCCACAUAUGAGUUGUAAAUUUUUUAUAUUUAAAUCAAAGAAAUUAUUUGU
Molecule: messenger RNA, 2016 nt
Organism: Anoplophora glabripennis (Asian longhorned beetle)
Lineage: Eukaryota; Metazoa; Arthropoda; Insecta; Coleoptera; Cerambycidae
Product: facilitated trehalose transporter Tret1-like
Exons: 4
Coding region: 170-1888 (572 amino acids)
Biological process (GO): carbohydrate transport; transmembrane transport
Cellular component (GO): membrane
Molecular function (GO): sugar transmembrane transporter activity
Source: RefSeq, a predicted model, not a curated record